UUCCCCAUGUGUGUGAGUGUGUGACUAUUCUUUUUUCACCCACUCUGCAUCUUCUUCACCAAGUCCAAUUCAAAAACCUCCGAUUCGCUACCUUUCAAACCUCCCCGGCCAUGUCGGCGCCGGCCCCGUCCACCACCAACUCCACCUCACCUCCUCCCCCUCCGCCGGCCAACGCUACUGCUCCUACCACUACUCCGCCGCCAACCAACUCCACCGCGUCGCCGCCGACCAACUCCACCACAUCGCCGCCACCUCCGGCGUCGACAUCUAAUACGCCGCCCAUAGGAAACUUGCCGCCGGGGAACACGCCGGUCGGGGUUAUAGUCGGAGUUGCGAUAGGAGGGUUCAGCGUACUUGUUGUAGUGGCCAUUAUCUUCUUUGUCUAUCGGAGACGGAAGAACAGGUUGGCGAGAGCUAAUGAGUCAGGUCAACAACCCAAAGAUGACCAAUUAAAAGGCCCACCUCAAAACUUGCAACAGAACUAUGCUCCUCCUUCAGCAGACAAAGUAGAAAUGUUUCCAAUGCCCACUGAUUCCCGUAAACCAUCUUCAACCGGUAGUGGCUAUGGAUCAGAUAAACCGCCCCCAGCCUUUGGAUUUUCCGAAAGCACAUUUACAUAUGAAGAAUUAGUCAUGGCAACAAAUGGUUUCUCCAACGACAAUCUUCUUGGUCAGGGAGGCUUUGGUUAUGUCCAUAAAGGAAUUCUUCCAAAUGGGAAAGUGGUUGCAAUUAAACAGCUGAAAGCUGGGAGUGGACAGGGGGAGCGUGAAUUCCAGGCAGAGGUUGAAGUCAUUAAUCGUGUCCAUCACAGACAUCUUGUAUCACUGGUUGGAUACUGCAUUAGUGGGGCCCAGAGAUUACUUGUUUAUGAGUUCGUUUCCAACAACACCUUGGAAUUUCACUUGCAUGGAAAGGGGCGACCAACUAUGACUUGGCCAACAAGAAUGAGAAUUGCUCUAGGAUCUGCAAAAGGAUUGGCAUAUCUCCAUGAGGACUGUCAUCCCAAGAUCAUACACCGUGACAUCAAGGCGGCCAAUAUUCUUAUAGAUGACAAUUUUGAGGCAAAGGUUGCAGACUUUGGACUUGCCAAGUUGGCCUUAGAUACAGAUACUCAUGUCUCUACAAGGGUUAUGGGAACUUUUGGAUACUUAGCUCCUGAAUAUGCAUCCAGUGGAAAGCUCAGUGAUAAGUCGGAUGUCUUCUCAUUCGGAGUCGUGCUGUUGGAGUUGAUUACCGGACGCCAACCCAUUGAUAAAACUCAUUCCUUCACUGAUGAUAGCAUGGUUGAGUGGGCAAGGCCUUUGCUCGCGCGAGCAUUGGAAAAGGGAAACUUUGAUGGUAUUGUUGAUGAAAGGUUGCAGAAUGAUUACAACUCCAGUGAAAUGGCUUGUAUGAUUGCCUGCGCUGCUGCUUCUGUGCGUCAUUCUGCCCGCCGUCGGCCAAAAAUGAGCCAGGUAGUUCGAGCUUUGGAGGGCAAUCUUUCUCCAGAUGAAUUAAAUGAAGGAGUUAUACCAGGUCAAAGUAUGAUAUACAGUUCCUCUGAAAGCACACAAUACAGCACUCGUGAAUACAAGGAAGACAUGUUGAAAUUUAGAAAGUUAGCACUAGAAAGCCAAGAGCUAGAUCAAAGAAUUAGUGAGACCAGUGGGCCUAGCAGUGAUUUUGGCCAGCACCAAUCUGCCUCUAGUGGUGAAGGCCAACAAACCACUCAAGAUAUCGAACAUGGGCGAAUGAACAAAGACAGCCAAGACUAUGGUAAAAGCUCUUGACAACCGAUUCUCAGAUUCUUGAACAAUGCCAAUUUCUCCCACUCUCCACCCUGUAUGCUCCCUAAUUUGCUGAACCACAGACGCUAUUGGCAUGCUUACUUGGAAACACCACUUCUAACUGUACAUUUGGUAAAGUGAAUGUAUCUAUUGUUCAGGUAGGUAAGUGAGCUUUCCUCUGAGUUGCAUACUCGGUUGUUUGAACCAUUUAAGUGUUUCUUCCCAUACUAAAGUUUGAUUGGAUCUGGUGGCUAGUAUGUUCAUAUCAAAAUCUAUCAUUCGCAUUAGUCCCCAAUUAGCUCCUAGAUGGAGUUGGCAGAGAGAACAAAAUUGACAUCAUUUAUUGCAGGCACAAUUUGGAGAAGGAAUAUUUUUUAAUGUAGUUUAGUGAAAUCUCUGUGUACAUGUUGUAUUAUUAUUUUUUGACCAAAUACAUGUAUUUUGUGCACUGUAUAUCAAUAAACUGAAGAGUUGGUUUGUCAUGUC
Messenger RNA from Rosa chinensis, 2252 nucleotides. Its product is annotated as proline-rich receptor-like protein kinase PERK1. Gene Ontology annotation, molecular function: ATP binding; protein kinase activity. The record is from RefSeq and is a predicted model, not a curated record. The coding region runs from base 111 to 1769 and encodes 552 amino acids. Gene Ontology annotation, biological process: protein phosphorylation. NCBI's taxonomy places the organism in Eukaryota, Viridiplantae, Streptophyta, Magnoliopsida, Rosales, Rosaceae. The transcript has 8 exons.